AUGGGAUUUGUUCUGGAAAUAUUUUAUCUGCUGUCCUUUCUGACAUUUGCCCCCAAGCAGGAGAAGGCAAAAACGGUGCGCUUAGCCAUUGCAAUGAUGGUUUCUUUUGUGAUGGUUGUCGCAGUUACUAUUUAUGCGAUGCACACACACAGUGUCAGACAGUUACUGGUUGGCACUUUAGGUGUGAUCCUUUCCAUUGUUAUGUAUGCCUCCCCAUUAUCUGUCGUGGGAGCUGUUAUUAAAACCAAAAGUGUAAAGUACAUUCCAUUUUUGGUCUCCCUAUUCAGCACGCUAAAUGCACUUGUCUGGUCUGCAUACUCUGUAAUGGCCAAGAAUAUCUUUAUAGCUGUGCCCAAUGGCAUUGGUUUCCUUCUAGGAAUAGCUCAGCUCGUUGUUUACUUCAUUUACAGAAGUUCAGAGCCUGUUUUACCUGUAUCUACUGAACUUCAUGAACUUCCUUAA
Cryptomeria japonica (Japanese cedar) is the source of this 462-nucleotide messenger RNA. RefSeq names its product bidirectional sugar transporter SWEET3b-like. The coding region runs from base 1 to 462 and encodes 153 amino acids. The record is from RefSeq and is a predicted model, not a curated record. The transcript has 5 exons. Lineage: Eukaryota; Viridiplantae; Streptophyta; Pinopsida; Cupressales; Cupressaceae. Gene Ontology annotation, molecular function: sugar transmembrane transporter activity. Gene Ontology annotation, cellular component: membrane. Gene Ontology annotation, biological process: carbohydrate transport.